AUGGGAGCGUCGGCCGUCUCCGUGAAGGACUGCGUGUCUCUGUUCGUCUACUGCUUCACCUUCCUCCUGGGCCUGCCCGCCAACCUGCUGGUGCUCUUCGUGUACGUCCGCAAGGCGCGCAAGCGGGGCGCCACGCCCAACGUGGUGUACGCCCUCAACCUGUGCCUGGCCAACCUGGCCCUGGUGGCCUGGCUGCCCGUCAAGGCCCUGGAGGUCUUCCUCCACGGCUGGGUGCUGCCGGGCUUCCUGUGCCCCAUCUACAACUUCUUCCUGUUCGCCUCGGUGUACGGCAGCUGCCUGUUCCUCACGGCCGUCACGGUGGGCCGCUACCUCAGCAUCGCCUUCCCCAUCGCCUACAAGCUGUACCGCCGCGCGCGCAUCUCCUGCUUCAUCAGCGUGGCGCUCUGGGCCGUGGUGCUGCUCCACCUGUCGCUGGGCCUGGUGGCCGAGGGCGGGGCUUUCUUCGUGACGCGGCCCGACGGCGAGGGCGGGGCGGCGGCGUGCUACGACCACUUCGACGAGUCGCAGCUGGGAGUGCUGCUGCCCCUGCGGCUGGAGAUGGCCGUGUGCCUGUUCCUCCUGCCGCUGGCCAUCACGUGCUUCGGCACGCUGCGCUGCGUCACGCUGGUGUGGCGCUCCUGCCUGCCGGCGGCGGGGAAGCGGCGGGUGCUGGCGGUGGCGCUGACCACCCUGGCGGUGUUUGUGGUGUGCUACGCGCCCUACAACGCCUCGCACGUGGUGGGCUUCGCCACGUGGGACGACGUGUGGUGGCGCAGCGGCGCCAUGAUGACCAGCGCCUGCAACGUCUUCCUGGAGCCCGUGGUCAUGCUGAUGCUGUCGCCCGCCGUGUCCCGCGGCAUCAUGGGAAGGGUGUGCGGCGGCAGUGGGCGUCGCCCGACCUCGUCCGCGCCGCGGUCGGCGCAGAGUCGCCCGCGUAACACCCUGUCGCAGGACCCCGGUGGGGAUGUCAGGGAAAGCCCCUCGCUGUCGGAUAAGGGUCCGCCCGAAGUCACGAUGACCAGGUUGAGUCAAGACUGA
Messenger RNA from Gadus chalcogrammus (walleye pollock), 1038 nucleotides. Its product is annotated as free fatty acid receptor 3. Gene Ontology annotation, molecular function: bioactive lipid receptor activity. Gene Ontology annotation, biological process: positive regulation of cytosolic calcium ion concentration; positive regulation of calcium ion transport; positive regulation of insulin secretion. Gene Ontology annotation, cellular component: plasma membrane. The transcript has a single exon. Bases 1 to 1038 code for a protein of 345 amino acids. The record is from RefSeq and is a predicted model, not a curated record. Lineage: Eukaryota; Metazoa; Chordata; Actinopteri; Gadiformes; Gadidae.